AAAAAUAUAUACUAUUUAAUAAUUUAAAAAUAAGAAAAUAAAGUAUAUUGGUUUUCUCGAGGAUGGAGAACUCGUACGACUCAGCAGCAGCAGCCAAGUGGUCUGAUUCAACAAGUCCAUAUAACAUGGUCUCAUGGUCAUUAUUACAACCUGGUUCCUCAGAUUCUGAUCUUAGCCGCUUUAACCUUGGUUCCUCUGAUGAAUUAGUCGGUGGGAACGACAAGGCUGAGUCGGUUUCAAGAAGCCACCGUCUAGCGGAGAAGAGACGCCGUGACCGUAUUAAUUCUCACCUCUCCGCGCUCCGGAAACUCGUCCCUGAUUCCGACAAGUUAGACAAAGCAGCACUCUUAGCAAGCGUGAUUGAACAAGUGAAGGAACUAAAACAAGAAGCAAAAGAAUCUCCAAUCUUCCAAGAUCUUCCAACAGAAGCAGACGAAGUAACCAUCCUGCCUGAAACCAACUCCAACACAACCAUCUUCAAAGCUUCUUUCUGCUGUCCAGAUCAAACCGAAGCAAUCUCAGAGAUCGUUAGCGUUCUCACAAAGUUUAAACUCGAGACAAUACAAGGUGAGAUUAUCUGCGUUGGAGGAAGAAUGAGAAUCAAUUUCAUCUUAAAAGAGACAGCAACUACUACAUCAGUAAAAGCUUUGAAGCAAUCUCUAUGCGCUGCGUUGAACCGAAUCACAUCAUUGACUACUUCAUCGGUUUGUAGGAUCAGAAGCAAAAGGCAGAGAUGGUUCCUCUCUUCUAACUACUCACAGUGAUAUCUUAGUAGAAUACAAACCCAUUUGUUUUGUUAGCAAUUUAAAGUUAUAAGAUAUUGCAAGAAUUGUAAUUAAACUGGUGAAAAUGUGAUUAGAUAGAUAAAGCUUUAACAUUAAUGUAGGAUCCAUACAAAUCCGACAAGAACGAAGCCAAGAAAAGAUAAAACUGAAGCAAGAUCAAACAAAAGUACUUAGGGAAAG
Brassica rapa (field mustard) is the source of this 965-nucleotide messenger RNA. Its product is annotated as transcription factor bHLH51. The record is from RefSeq and is a predicted model, not a curated record. Gene Ontology annotation, biological process: regulation of DNA-templated transcription. Gene Ontology annotation, molecular function: DNA-binding transcription factor activity; protein dimerization activity. Lineage: Eukaryota; Viridiplantae; Streptophyta; Magnoliopsida; Brassicales; Brassicaceae.